Molecule: messenger RNA, 908 nt
Organism: Sesamum indicum (sesame)
Lineage: Eukaryota; Viridiplantae; Streptophyta; Magnoliopsida; Lamiales; Pedaliaceae
Gene: PFD6
Product: prefoldin 6
Biological process (GO): chaperone-mediated protein complex assembly; protein folding
Cellular component (GO): prefoldin complex; cytoplasm
Molecular function (GO): protein-folding chaperone binding
Source: RefSeq, a predicted model, not a curated record
CGGGUCGACAGAAUAAGGCGAUCGUUGAUUGUGCUGCGAGACUGAUCGGGUAACGGACUUUCGCCGCCGUCCAGGGAAAAUUGAAGUGAACGAUAUUGCCGGAAGUGCGAGGCGGCGGGUGCGAUGGCCGCUGUCAAGGAGUUGCAGCGCGACCUAGAGAACAAGGCCAAUGAUCUCAACAAGCUUCAGAAAGAUAUAGCGAAGAAUCACCAAGUCAGAAAGAAAUACACUAUUCAGCUUGGUGAAAACGAGCUUGUUCUCAAGGAACUGGAUCUGUUGAAUGAGGAAGCCAAUGUGUACAAAUUGAUUGGGCCAGUACUAGUGAAACAGGACUUGGCUGAGGCAAAUGCCAAUGUCCGCAAGCGGAUUGAUUACAUCUCUGCCGAAUUGAAGCGUUUAGAUGCCACUCUUCAAGAUUUAGAAGAAAAGCAAAACAGCAAGAAAGAAGCGAUUUUCAAGCUACAACAAAGAAUUCAGGCUCUGCAGGCUGGAAAAGGCAAGGCAUAAUAUGUCGGAGUCCAGAAGCAUGCGGUGCCAGUCUCUUGAUCGGUUUGGCAUAGAUGUGUGAUCUCUAUGUUCAAAAUGCUUCAUGAAUUAUCAUUUUGUAGGUAAACUGACAAGGAUUGUGGUGUCCAACUUCAUAUUCCAUCCAUGUAAUGUGUGAGGAUGCAAAAUCUCUUGGUGCAUGAUAUUAUGCUCAUAUGGACAUUCUUCUAUGUUCUCUUAUUUAGCUGUGUGGUGGAUGAUUGCCCUUCUUAAUCCCUCGUAAGGUGAUCUAGAACAUUCCAAUAUUUCAGUUGAAUAGGAUCUUUGUAGGUGUAUUACCAUGUAGACUAAUACAUGGGUUGCAUUUACUGUUCAUGAUAAUGAUGCGAAGAUGAAGGGUAAAGUUGGGGUGAAUAAAGACA